Molecule: messenger RNA, 447 nt
Organism: Puma concolor (puma)
Lineage: Eukaryota; Metazoa; Chordata; Mammalia; Carnivora; Felidae
Gene: MRPL14
Product: mitochondrial ribosomal protein L14
Biological process (GO): translation
Cellular component (GO): mitochondrion; ribosome
Molecular function (GO): structural constituent of ribosome
Source: RefSeq, a predicted model, not a curated record
ACUGGGAGCCUCGAUGCAAUUCAGAAGAUGACACGCGUACGUGUGGUGGACAACAGUGCCCUGGGGAACACCCCAUACCAUCGCCCUCCUCGUUGCAUCCACGUCUAUAACAAGAGUGGGGUGGGCAAGGUGGGUGACCGGAUACUGCUGGCCAUCAAGGGACAGAAGAAAAAGGCACUCAUUGUGGGGCAUCGCAUGCCUGGUCCCCGGAUGACCCCCAGGUUUGACUCUAACAAUGUGGUCCUCAUUGAGGACAAUGGGAACCCUGUGGGGACCCGAAUUAAGACACCCAUCCCCACCAGCCUGCGCCAGAGGGAAGGUGAAUUUUCCAAAGUGCUGGCCAUUGCUCAGAACUUUGUGUGAGCAGUGGCCAGGCCACUGGCUGCACUGGGACUCAUGGGAGGGGACUCGGGGCCUCAUGCCAGGGAACAGUGUCCUGUGACAAAA